AUGCGUUCUUCAACUCUUUUCAAGGUCGUCUUUUCAGCUUUCGCUACUUCUGUAGCUGCAGCUGUCAACUCGGAACCAGUCUCUCUUUAUGCCUAUGGCCCUGGAGUUGAUGGCCACCAACUCUUUUCUGCUGGAGACGAGUUAUACAUUGUCACGGUACUCGAUGACGGCAAAUGUCAGGUUUCUCCCAACACCACUGCGCUCUCUGGCCAUGCUCGCCCUGAUUGGUCCAACGGGACACUCGUUGCGCCUGGUCCAUCGAUCUCUUCCCGAAGUGUCAAGAUAGUCAAUGACACGAUCGACACAAGUGACUACAUUUCGGCCUUUAUGCUCUACGGACAGUUUUUCAUGGCUCAGGAGAAUGGACAAAUGCUGUCUCUUUGGUACAGGCAACCAACUAACAUCAAGGGCUUGUACACUGUUGGUUGGAAUGCUUCAGCCUCUGAGGCAUCCGAUGAAUUUGUCCCGAUCGUUUUGAAGAAGACUGCGCCAUCUAACCCCACUCUUUAG
Fusarium pseudograminearum CS3096 is the source of this 510-nucleotide messenger RNA. RefSeq lists its product as uncharacterized. The transcript is spliced from 3 exons. Lineage: Eukaryota; Fungi; Ascomycota; Sordariomycetes; Hypocreales; Nectriaceae. The record is from RefSeq and is a predicted model, not a curated record. Bases 1 to 510 code for a protein of 169 amino acids.